GUUGCCUUUCACGGUUCAUCGUACUUCCUUGGCGUUACUGUUGCUCGAGUGUUCCUAGAAUACAAGGAUGGGUCCGAAGAAGAAAGGAAAAGGAAGCAAGCUGGCGCGGAUGUCGGAGGAAGAACGGAUAAGAUACAUGCAGCAUAGGGCCGCCAUAGAGGAAGAGGCGCGGCGAAGGAAGGAACAGCUGAUUGCCACUUAUAUGAAGAACAAACUGAAACAUGAAGAGGCAUUUAUGAGGUUGAAUUCGGCAAAAAUAAAUCAACAGUGGCGUCAUAUAUUGCGAAAAGUGAAGUGUAAGGAGCUAACAGACAAUAUGAAGAUCCUGUGGACCACAUUCGAGGCGGCUGUCAUAAGCAAGAAUAAGAUUAUCCAGACACUCCUGGGGGACCUGGAGGAUUCUGAGCUUCAGUAUUCAAUGAUGUUGGAGAAUCACGUUCAGAUCGUCAACCGCCUUAUCGGCUUGCACCAGGACCGGUUGGAAGCCUGUCACAAGCGAUACACCUCUGAAAAGGAGGCUUUAUUGUCUGCGGCUAAUCUCGAGCGAAUAAACACCUCGACCCAGAGCGACUACGCCUGCGAGUUCUUGCAGACUGUCAUCUACGACAUGAAUUCACGCAACAAGUCACAGCACAAGGCCUGCACAUCAAGUGCUACAGCAAAGCAAGAUGAAUUACGCAACCAGAUGCAAAGUGAGAUAGAGAAGGUGGAGGAGCAGGGAAGUCUACAGAUAGAAGAGGUGUGGCACAGUAUACAGCAGGUAUUGAAGGACUAUGUGACCGACACUGCACCCAACCGACCUCACUACAACGCUUUGCGCGCCAAGGAUAAGGCCAACACUGAGCAACUGCUUCGCCACUGUGAUACUGUCAACAAGUAUUCGGACUUAAUAGUGGAUCUGAAGCAACAGUUGGCUCUGAUGCAUUGCACCCAUACAGUAAAACUGAAGGAGUUGAGGGAGGAGCAGAGCGAGUUCUUAGCGCAGUUCGACAGGAUGAGACACAGUAUCAACCACAACCAGGCGAGGGAUGAGUCCAAACUGACUACACUAGCUGUAGUCAGCAGUGAAGUCAUCAAGGAAUUGACAAAACUUGCUCAGAGAGGAGAAUCAAUACUGCAAAUGGCAUCAACUUGUCAAAAAUUCCUUUCCGAAAAAGAAAAACUCAAAAACUACAGUGCAGUUAUGAGAAAUGAAGAUAAGACUGAGGAUGAUGAAACACCACUGAAAGAAAUGGACAACUUCUGGCAACAGUAUAAUGAGGUUGUGCUGGAGUGUAGGGAGUUGUCUGCAGAAAAAGAUGCUUUGUCUACGGAGAACAAACAGUUGCGGAAAAUUCUACGUCACUACCUCAACACUCUUGUUCGGCCAACCACAGUACCCAGAGCCAUGGCUUGAAUACAGACAUGCAAAAUCUCAGUGGGACAUUAUUUAAUUUUAUUUAUGUUAGUUAUACUUAGGACUAUUGGGCUAUUUUUUAUUUUAGGUUUUUAAAGAAGCAAUGUAAUUUCAACAGAAUAAACUAUGAGUCCUUCUAUAUCCUUAAAUAAAUUUAUUUGGUUUUUUAGGUUUUGAUGGAAU
This is a messenger RNA of Homalodisca vitripennis (glassy-winged sharpshooter), 1579 nucleotides long. Its product is annotated as dynein regulatory complex subunit 2-like. The record is from RefSeq and is a predicted model, not a curated record. Lineage: Eukaryota; Metazoa; Arthropoda; Insecta; Hemiptera; Cicadellidae. The transcript is spliced from 8 exons. Gene Ontology annotation, cellular component: axonemal dynein complex; axoneme. The coding region runs from base 68 to 1396 and encodes 442 amino acids. Gene Ontology annotation, biological process: cilium-dependent cell motility; axonemal dynein complex assembly; regulation of cilium movement.